Messenger RNA from Arachis stenosperma, 600 nucleotides. RefSeq names its product DNA-directed RNA polymerases II and V subunit 6B-like. The coding region runs from base 40 to 528 and encodes 162 amino acids. The transcript is spliced from 6 exons. Gene Ontology annotation, biological process: DNA-templated transcription. Gene Ontology annotation, molecular function: DNA binding; DNA-directed RNA polymerase activity. Gene Ontology annotation, cellular component: RNA polymerase II, core complex; RNA polymerase I complex; RNA polymerase III complex. The record is from RefSeq and is a predicted model, not a curated record. NCBI's taxonomy places the organism in Eukaryota, Viridiplantae, Streptophyta, Magnoliopsida, Fabales, Fabaceae.
UAAAACUUAACGUAAAAAUCUCAACUAACUUAACAAUUGAUGGUUUUAUACCACCACAAAAGAGGCAGAGAAGAAUCACAAGUUCAGAACACAACUUCGGAGAGAAUGGCAUCCUUUGAAGAUGAGGUGGAUAUUGACAUGGGACUUGCUGAUGAUAUUGCUUUUAGUUCAGAUGGUGAGGGGAAGGAAGAGCAAGGAAGUGAUAAUAACAAAAACAAUGAUUUAUUUAGUGUCCAAACUUCAACUGAUGAUAAAGAAAGAGAGAAAGAGAGUGAAAAAUUAUCAGAUGAGAAAAUGAAAAAACCACAGAUGACAAAGUAUGAAAGAGCAAAGAUUUUGGGAACAAGGGCUCUUCAGAUAAGCAUGGAUGCACCUGUAAUGGUACCUUUGAAUGGUGAAACGGAUCCACUUGAGAUUGCAAUAAAGGAGCUUCGCGAGGGGGUCUUACCCUUCACUAUCCGAAGGCAAUUUCCUGAUGGAUCGUACAAAGAGUGGAAUGUUUCUGAUAUGAUAGAUCCUUACGCUUGAGGUAUAAGAGGAAGAUAUCUUGAUGGAAAUUUUUUUAUUGAUGAAGUUAAUUAACUUAUGCUUAAUAUAUGU